This is a messenger RNA of Cololabis saira (Pacific saury), 1969 nucleotides long. It is a transcript of the gene hcls1, whose product is annotated as hematopoietic cell-specific Lyn substrate 1. NCBI's taxonomy places the organism in Eukaryota, Metazoa, Chordata, Actinopteri, Beloniformes, Belonidae. The transcript is spliced from 16 exons. The record is from RefSeq and is a predicted model, not a curated record. Gene Ontology annotation, molecular function: actin filament binding. The coding region runs from base 136 to 1773 and encodes 545 amino acids. Gene Ontology annotation, biological process: regulation of actin filament polymerization. Gene Ontology annotation, cellular component: site of polarized growth; actin filament; plasma membrane.
AUUAUUUUUAAGAAGCGCGUUCACGAGGAUCCGCGUUCACUCUUCUCAUCACCCGCGACCCGAGAGAAGCGUCAAAACGACUUUAUUAUAAUAAUAUCCACCUGCACACGGAAAAACCCCGCAGUAAUUAAAAAGAUGUGGAAGUCAGUAGUGGGCCACAAUGUGAACAUGAAGGUGGCUGCGGAGGGGGACGACUGGGAGACCGACCCUGACUUUGAGAAUGACGUCUCGGAGCAGGAGCAGAGGUGGGGGGCCAAGACCAUCGAGGGCUCCGGUCGCAAAGAGCACAUCAGUGUUGCAGAGCUAAGAAACAAGGUCGCUGCAGAGCACGAGCAGGUGAAGCAGAAGGAUCAGACCCCCAAAGCCUCAUAUGGCUACGGAGGCAAGUUCGGGGUGGAGAAGGACCGGAUGGACAAGGCGGCUCUGGGUCACGAUUACGUGGCACAGGUCGAGCAGCACUCCUCCCAGAAAGACAUGGCAAAGGGAUUCGGUGGGAAAUUCGGUGUUCAAAAAGAUCGUGUUGACAAGUCUGCCAUGGGCUUUGAAUACAAGGGAGACGUCCAGCAGCACAGCUCCCAGAAAGAUUACUCGAAGGGGUUUGGAGGAAAGUAUGGCGUUGAGAAGGAAAAGGUGGACAAAGCAGCGCUGGGUUACGACUACAAAGGCGCGACGGAGAAGCAUCAGUCGCAGAAAGACUAUGCCAAGGGAUUUGGAGGGAAGUACGGAGUGGAGAAGGAGAAGGUGGACAAAGCUGCCGUUGGUUACGACUACAAAGGAGAAACAGAGAAGCACCAGUCACAGAAAGAUUACUCAAAAGGAUUUGGGGGGAAGUUUGGAGUUGAGAAGGAAAAGGUGGAUAAAGCAGCUCUAGGUUAUGAGUACAAAGCUGAGACGGAGAAGCAUCAGUCGCAGAAAGAUUAUUCAGCAGGUUUCGGGGGUCGUUAUGGAGUACAGAAGGACCGCAUGGAUAAGAGUGCUGUCGGCUUCUCAGACAUGGACUCCCCGACCUCGGCGUAUGAAAAGACACAACCUCUAGAGGCCUCCAGUGCGGGCGCGGGGAAACUGAAGGCUCGUUUCGAGAGCAUGGCCAAGGCCUCGGACGAGGAGAACAGGAAGAAGGUGGAGGAGGAGCGAGCGAGAAGACAAGCCAGAGAGAGCAGAGAGAGGGAGGAGGCCAAACGCAGACAGCAGGAGCAAGACACCAGAGAGGAAGAGUCUCACCCACUGCCUGCUGAGCCUGAGGAUCCAGUGUACGAAAUGCCGCCACCAGAUGGUGCAGAGUCCGACAUGCCGCCACCAGAUGAGGAUCCAGAGUCCGACAUGCCGCCACCAGAUGAGGAUGCAGAGUACGACAUGCCACAAGAAACUCAACACAUGCCAGAGAUACAAGAAAUACCCGAGCUGGAGGGUGAACCAGAGUACGAGGAGCCCCCAGUUUUGCCCCCGCGCUCAGAAGAUCCCCCCGAACCAGAAAUCCCUCCUCUGCCUCACAGGUCAGCAGCCGUGGAUGAAGAUCAGGGAGAAUACGAAGAACUUCUUGAACGACCUCCUCCUCCUCCUGCGCCGACAGCGGUGGAGGACGUCUAUGAAGAGGUGGCUGAAGGCCAGAGGGCAGUUGCAAUUUAUGACUACGAGGGAGAGGCAGAUGAUGAGAUCUCUUUCAACCCGGAUGAUGUCAUCACCAACAUAGAGAUGAUUGACGAGGGCUGGUGGAAGGGACAAUGUCACGGAAAAGUCGGGCUGUUCCCGGCCACUUAUGUCCAGCUCAUUUAGACACAAACUGUUUUGUUCUUUUACAUUUGCUUCACAAAGUCGAUUUUCUUAAGAUUGUUUAAUACAAAUGCUUUUUUUAAUUCUGUAUUUAUAUACAAAAUCAUUUCAUGCUGUAUUUCACUGAGAUCUGAAGAUGCAAAGGCCAAAGAACUUCACUGCAAUGAACUUACAGUUACAGGCAAUAAAACCACUUUUA